Molecule: messenger RNA, 3072 nt
Organism: Boeremia exigua
Lineage: Eukaryota; Fungi; Ascomycota; Dothideomycetes; Pleosporales; Didymellaceae
Exons: 1
Coding region: 82-2805 (907 amino acids)
Molecular function (GO): protein binding
Source: RefSeq, a predicted model, not a curated record
GCUGGUGUCAAGAAGCAGUCGCAGUCACAGCCUAACAAGUCACUGCAUAACAAGCUCCAGAAUGGGAAGUUCCAUGAUCAGAUGACGCACGAUCAGCAGCCACAGCAGUCGCUGUCGUCGAGCCAGAACAACCAGAGCACCUUCCGCCAAAGGGACCAGUCUCUCUCGCGUUAUCAUCAGUACGACCAGCGAAAUCACCCAUACCAACCACUUCAUGCAAGGGAAGAUGAGCGAUGGCCACGAUUGCCACAACAGAAGCGAUAUGGCGAUUCAAACGGCGCUCAGGACAACGCACCGAAGGCUGUGCAAGUGAAACAAGGUUUCAACAUAGCACCCAUAGCCUCGAGCGGGGAUUCUAACAACAACGAUUCCGGUUCAGGAAAGCGCAAGCGUGAUGUCGAGGACUGCGGAGAAAACGAAGAGCGCAGCCAAAGCAGCAAAAGACAUCAGUCUACCUCUCGGAACGCAGGCCAUCUUGAAGAGCCACCACUUCAAACGCCUCACAACGGGACUGUGAGUGUCGCAAACUCGACCACUGUCAAAGCCACGUCGACUAUCAAAACCCACCAAUCCCCAAUCCUUGAGAACACUGUCCAGAUCCCAACUCCCCCAUCCAGCACCGCCACACCAGAGCAGGACGGCUGUGUUGCGACACCCCAAGAGUCGACACCAACUCCAGCGGAGAAGAUACAAGAUAAGAGAGAUCAGAAACCUUCAGUGGAAGACACAGGUAGACAGAGCAAAAAGAGGCAGAGAACUGAGACAGAAUCCCCAGGACAUACGCCUAAGCGGCCGCGCCAAACUAAGAGCGCCGAGGCCACUGCAGCACAACGUCCUAUUCCACCCAGUGGCCUCCAAGCGGAAGUCGUGCAGAGCGAAUCUCCGUCUACUCCAGUGAGUCGCAGCACCGCACGGAAAACUAUAAGUUCAACCGCUCGGCAACAAAGACGUCCAGUUCACCAUGUCAAGGCUCAAGCAGUACGGCCCGAGUCUUCGUUUGCACCAGUGUCUCCCAACAAUGAGUGCGACUUGAAGUUUAUUGAAUACGGUCGUGACAGCGUACCGAUUCUGUAUUCAAGCAUGAUUCGGCAUUCAAAAGACACUGAGCUCCUCGCUAGCCCGUCAGGGAUGCUUUUCCUUAACGCACUCGCUGCUAUCGAGGCGAGUUCGACGCAGUCGAAGCUAGGCUGGCCGUCCAUCAUCGAGCUACUCGGUCGCACCCCGAAUAAGAACAUCCCUACAAGAAUUCUUGAUGACAUCGAUAUCUACCUUCGCGAGACGGAAGGGGAGAAUCAGUUGUAUGUGGCCACUGAUUGUGGCCUUCUGCGCGCGACGGAAUAUCUGAAGCUAAUCGGGGUGCCCGACACACAGCCAGUCAGAUUUAAGGGCCGGAUACCACCGUGGGCAAACGCUGCACUGCGUUCACGCGAGCAGCGAAGAGUGACAAAGACUUGGGGUCAAGAGAAGUAUGUCAGAAAGGACAUGAAACUUGGAAGUCAUCAGAUCGCGCUGAUGCUGGAGACUCAUGCGGAUGAGAGAGAGCAUCGCGCAAAAGAGGCUGUCCGUCAACAGUCGACAGACGAAUCUGCAGCAAAUGCCUCCUCGGCGGGAGAUGGACAGUCUGCGCAGACAGAGGAAACGUCUGCACGAAGGCGAGACAUUGAAGCGAAAGUUUCGGCAAAACCAGAGCCCCGAUACAUGGAGAUCUUAGAAACAGAAUUGGGGGGUCUGCCACUUCCAGCAGGGUCGGUCGUGGAUGUUUACAAGGUGGAUGAUGAUGAUAACUGGGCGUAUGGACGAGUGAGUGGUACGAACAAGACAGGACGCUUCCCUAUUAAGCAUACAUGUCCCGUUGAUUGGAGCCUGGACCGAUUCUCGGGAACAAAUAACAGUCUCCGCGAACCGUUGCCUAAGUCUUAUGAUCCAGCUGACCAGAAUUGGAACGGUCUGAUCGAUUGGGUUCGACGGUGCGGUUUCGCAGAAGGCCCGACCUGGAAGGAGACCUGUGCAGCGGCAGCAGCUGCAGCAAAAGAUGCGAAAGAGCGGAACAUAGCUGCCAGAAAGAAAUUCUCUAGCACCAACUCUGACCCUCAAGCGAGGAAGUCACUUGCUGAGCUGCCAACAACCCAUGAGCCCUUGAAGGAGGCAUGUCCAGCACCGACCUCGAACGCGAUCGCUGCGACAGAACCUGCAACCAAUAUUCCAACGACGGCCGCAGUGCAGAUUACAUCAAAGGCAGAGAGCACUUCGACUUCGAAACCGCUCGCUGUGACAGAAACUGCAGCAGAAAUUACAUCGACAGCCGUAGUUCAGAUCACAUCAGAGCCAGAGAACGCUACCAUCUCGGAUGAUGGUACUGGCAAGGGUACAGAUGGUACUGCAAGCCCCGAAACCGACGUCGAUAUCGAUGUAAAUGCCGCACAGACUUCACUCUCGACGUCUCCAGUUGGAAAAGAGGUGGCUCUGAAGCCAGACGAACAUAGAGUGUCCGUGCAAGAAGACGCGGCUUCAGCUACAGUCCAAGAACCAGAAGUUCUUAAGCCAAACGAAGAAGAAAAACCCGACGCUGGUGAAGGAAAGACAGUUGCCCCUCGCAACCCUUUCACAGUUCCGCGCCUCGAUCCGUUUGCCAAGAACGAUACCCAAGGACCAGAACUUCUUACGCCAAGCGAAGAGGAGAAGACCAAAGCUGAUGAGGACGAAAUAGUUGCGCCUCGCAACCCUUUCACAGUCCCGCGCUGCGAUCCGUUCGCCAGGAACGACGACAUCGAGUAUGAUUGGGGCGACAGCGAUGAUGACCUAUGAGGACGAGGCUACCUAACAUUGGUUGGAUAUCCGAGUAAGUGCCAAGGAUAGGCUCAUGCUAGGCGGGCUCUUGAUGGUGCUGUGGGGUUCGGUAGAUGUGGCAUACCUGGUCACGUCCUGUUCUUGGAGAGGUCAAACUCUCGUCAAAGGAACAGAAUGAUGAGAAAAACGUAUGGCUCCACUCUCCCAGCUCCUCCUUCAACGCCCGUAGCUUGAUGCUUGAUCCCGAUGUUACGCACUAGUUCAUGCUCUUUACUUGAUAUAAAU